This is a messenger RNA of Leopardus geoffroyi (Geoffroy's cat), 3367 nucleotides long. RefSeq names its product MAP7 domain containing 3 (gene MAP7D3). Gene Ontology annotation, cellular component: microtubule cytoskeleton. The coding region runs from base 123 to 1970 and encodes 615 amino acids. The transcript has 11 exons. NCBI's taxonomy places the organism in Eukaryota, Metazoa, Chordata, Mammalia, Carnivora, Felidae. The record is from RefSeq and is a predicted model, not a curated record. Gene Ontology annotation, biological process: microtubule cytoskeleton organization.
UUUCAUUCUGUCCUCAUUCACCCACAGGCAACCGCUAUCCUGUACUACAGUAUGUGACCACGCCUCUGCGUGGCCAUAGCAGUGAUGAAUUGAAGAAUACCAUAGUGCUUCGCAAGUCAGCAAUGGCUGUGCCUCCCCAGGAGAAAGUGGGAGCACUCCCCAAGGCGAAGGUGGAGGCGCCCCCCAAGGCGAGCACGAGUAUGGAAGUGGCCUCCAGUGUGAAUGUGGGAGCGAUCCCCAAGGUGAGUGUGGAAGUGGACCCCGAGGCGAACAUGGAGGCGGCCCCCGAGGUGAAUGAAGCAACCCCCCAGGCAAGCAUGGAAGGGUCCGCUGAAGGGAGUGCGGAAGCAUCAGUUCAAGCAGGUGCGGAAGCACUCCCUGAUAGCGUGGAAACAUCCCCGCAAGUGAGCGUGGACAUGUCCCUCGAGGUGAGCGUGGACCCAUCCCCCGAGGUGAGCAUGGACUCGUCUCUCGAGAUGAGCACGGAUGCGUCCCCUGAUGGGAGCCUGCAACUGUCAUCUGAAGCAAGCGUGGAGGCAUCUACCAAGGCUGGUAUGGCAGCGUCCCCCAAGGCUAGUGUGGAAACGCUCCCCGAAGAGAGUGUGGAAGCAUCCCUUGAGGCUUUCCUGGAGAAACCAGAAAUGGACAAACAGGCCUCCAACCCUGGUACAAAGAAGCGCCCAUCGUCACACAUACCAUGUUAUAAAUGGCCAUCUUCUCCUGCAAGUGGGUGGCGCCCGCCCUCUCCCAUCAGUGUUAAGCAAAUGCAGAAGAAUCGCCCCCCGUCCCCAUCACCCGUCAGGUCGUCAAAACAGUCACAACCUUCUCUCUCUUACAAAGUAACUCCUGUUCAGCGUAACCUACUUGCGCAAAAUGCGUUAGGUACUCUUGGAAAGAAAAGAGAAGCAGUUUCUAAAAGCACUAGCAGCUCUGAAGCUGUGAGCCAAAAGCAGACGGUCUGCGAAGAACCUAGUGGUAAAAGCACACCAGGGACUAUGAAUGCUGAGGAGGCAACAAAAAUUUUGGCAGAGAAACGGCGCCUUGCUCGUGAACAAAGAGAAAAAGAAGAAAGACUACAAAAGGAAACAGAGGAAAGGAAGGUGAAGGAAAUGGCAGAGAAAGGAGUUGACACCCAAGGAGAAGAGUUCUCAAAACUCGAAGAUGGACAAAGACGCGAUGAAAUGAAGAAAGGAUGUACAGAUCCGGAAGACCAGAAAGUGCUGCUACAGAAGGGGGACACCAAAAUAAAAGCCGAUGAGGAGGCUGACAAACGCAAGAAGGAGCACGAGAGAAUUAUGUUACAGAAUUUGCAGGAGAGAUUAGAAAGAAAAAAGAGAAUUGAGGAAAUUAUGAAGCGGACAAGAAAGACAUAUUCAAAUACCUCACAGGCUGCAGAAACAUUUGGUGACAACACAUAUGAGGAGGACGAGGCAGAUGAUGAGGACGAGUCAGAAAGCGACGAUGACUCCUUCGAUGACCUACAUCCAUCAGCCUUUAUAAAUGGCAUGGAUUCAUCCACAAAAUUCAAAACACAUUUUAAAAACAUGAAGAAGAACACUCCCAAGCUGGUGUUUUUAGACGCCACUUCUGGCCAAGUCCAUAGAGAGACAAAAACAUUUUUUAAUGGCGACAUGAAAACCUUCAGACAAAAAAGUGCGAAAAACCCUUUGACUCAGGCGAAGGGUACCAGACCGUCUAGCAAAAGAAUGAGCAGCCGAGCAACAAAAACCAGAAAGGCAAGUGAAACCAGCAACACCGUGGGACCUAACAAAAGUGUACAUCCAGAGGCACAGGAGUGGAUCUGUGACAAGAUUGUUGACAUCAGAGAUGAGGCAGAGUCACUCAUGUCCAGUAUCCCUCCUGAUAGCCGAAAAUACCACCUGAAAGGUUCCAUCACAUUCCAUCAAAGUCCCCAGAUGCCUUUAGAUGACGAGAAAAACAAAUGUGUACCUCCUCUAUUGGAUAUGUAAACCUCGUGCAGCCCAGAGGAAGAUUCAUCCUCCGCUCUGGAUUUCAAUUGCUAGGCCCAUCUCCCCACAUUUCUCUGCCUCUGACUUGAACCUGGCCAAGAAACUGACCAUCCAAGAAGGAGAAAAACAUCAGUCACCUUAACACGUGUCUCAAAAGAUGCGCAUACCACCUUGAUUCUUGUCCACAGCAAGGGUUUUGAGUAAAGACCUGUUUUUGUUUGUCUGUAGAAACCUCCGCUGUCUUGUUCUUGUUUUCCAGCCGGUAUGUGUGAGUGUAUACACCAAGGGUGCCUUUUUAUCAAGUGGUAACUCUUGAGUUUCUAAACCAAGGAGUAAUUUUCUCUCUUAAAAUAAUGCUUAUUCUGUUUAACAGUUACAUUACUUUAACAAUUCAAAGCUGACAUUUGAUCUCAUAGACGACUUGAUGGGGGGUGCGAGGAACUCAGGAUUGCUCACAAGAGCUUUGCUAGAUUGUUUAUAAUGAACGGGAGGUUGCAAAAUAUAGUUAUAAGUUCCAUGUUAUGUAUGUUUUUAGCUCUGCCAUCACCGGAGUGCACAGGCCCCGGCACUCCCAAAAGCCAGGGGUCCUAGAAAGUGUCGUCUUGGGGCAGUUUAGCACCUUUCGUGCUUAUCAUCAGUCUUACCUUUUGAAGUGCACGGGGGGGUUUAUUUCCAAAAACGUGCACUGUUUUUAUUGUGCCUGCAGCACUAUGUGGCUGUUGUGUGGUGGGGCACGUGUCAUCCCCCCAGUGGAUUUUGGCGCGCCAUCUUUUUCUCCUCGUGCUCUCCAGUCCUGCCUUCGGUCUGCGCUCAGCCUUGACACGUGGAGCCGGACUUGCUCGGCCUUCUCUAACCACUGGCUGCAAGUGAGUACAAGAGCAGGGCCAUUCUUUCUUUGGUUGCCGUGAUAGAUAGGCGCGCAUGCGCGUGCGCACACACACACGUACACAUUUGCACACACGUUUGCAUGCAUGUGCGCACACACACGCACACUGGGAUAGCUUCCUGAAAUCCAUCAAAUUCUGCUUAAACCAGCAACUAAAACUUGAAGCACAAUAGUUGUCCUACUGCUGAUGAGUUUUGUAGUGAAUCACAAAGUUUCAAGCAGGCCCAUGUUCCUUUCUAGCCACCGGUCUUGGAUUAGUUAAAGGAAAGAAUUAUUCUUUCCGAUUCCUUAGUUCUUUGCCAUUCAGUGUACUGUACCAGUGUUACAGAUAGAGCUCGGUGCCUUAGAUUUGAAAGCUAUUUUUAUACACUAGCUCUUUCAUGAAGAAGGCAGAGACAAUCAUCCUAACAAAUGAGUUUCUGGUAUUUUUCUGCACAAAUGUCACAUGUUGGAACACUCCGUUAUUCUUCUGUUCAUAUGUGUGCUCUGUGAAAUAAACUUUGCAAAUAAA